AAGCAAUAAUAAUUCAUAACUCAAAAUGUCAUCAAGCCGUAUAAUUCGGCUACCCCCCUUGCCUAGUAUCAGGGAUUUAAUUAAGUUAUAUAAAUUACGUGCUAUGAAAGAACUUUCUCAGAACUUUUUAAUGGAUCCACGAUUAGUCAGCCGUAUUGUAAGAUCUGCUGGAUCGCUCCAGGAUUGUGAAGUAUGUGAAGUUGGUCCUGGUCCAGGCAAUAUAACUAGAUCUAUUAUUCAAAAUAUGCCCUCUAGAGUAUUAGUGAUUGAAAAAGAUAAACGAUUCACACCUUCUCUAGAACUGUUAGCUGAAUCAUCUCCAAUGCCAUUAGAAUUGAUAUUUGGUGAUGUGAUGAAUUUUAAUUUCGAACAAAUAUUCAAUGAAGAUUACAAAAUGGAAUGGGAAGAUAAAUGUCCAAAAAUUCAUCUUAUUGGAAAUUUACCUUUCAAUGUAUCUACACCACUUAUUAUACAAUGGUUAAAAGCUAUAUCUGAAAAAAAAAGUGCAUGGAGAUAUGGACGAGUGCGAAUGACAUUAACAUUUCAAAAAGAAGUUGCUGAAAGAAUGGUUGCUCCAAUAAUGUCUCAAGAAAGAAGCAGGCUUUCAAUAAUGUGUCAAAAUUGGUGUAGAGUUGAACAUAAGUUUAAUAUUCAAGGUCGAGCGUUUAUCCCUAAACCUGAUGUUGAUGUGGGCGUUGUGCGUCUUACACCUUUGAAAAAACCAACUAUUUCUUUGCCAUUUGGUAUUGUUGAAAAAGUUGUUAGGAGUGUGUUUAAUUAUAGACAAAAACAUUGUAUUCGAGGCAUUGAAACUUUAUUUCCAAAACCAGUAAGAGAAAAACUUGCUAGUGAAUUAUUACUUGCUGCAGCAAUUGAGCCGACUACAAGACCAUUUCAAUUAACAGUCACUGAAUUUGGUCGAAUUUGUGAAGAAUACAUGUCUAUAUGUAAAGAUACACCAAAUUAUAUGAAGUAUAAUUAUCGUCAUCCAAGUUCUAACUAUUUAGAUAAUUGGCCAGAAGUCGAAAUCAAUAAUUCAUCUAGUUAUGAAAACAUAAUAUCAUUGAAAGACCAAUAACUAAAUUCUGUAAGUUUAUAUCAUAGCACAUUAGGUUAUAUUGUUAGUAAUAUUGUUAAUUGAUAAUUGUGUGUUAUUCACUUCAUACACAUAUUUAAAUAAAACUAUAUUUACAUUAAA
Messenger RNA from Sipha flava (yellow sugarcane aphid), 1198 nucleotides. RefSeq names its product mitochondrial dimethyladenosine transferase 1 (gene mtTFB1). The coding region runs from base 26 to 1078 and encodes 350 amino acids. Gene Ontology annotation, molecular function: rRNA (adenine-N6,N6-)-dimethyltransferase activity; mitochondrial transcription factor activity. The record is from RefSeq and is a predicted model, not a curated record. NCBI's taxonomy places the organism in Eukaryota, Metazoa, Arthropoda, Insecta, Hemiptera, Aphididae. The transcript is spliced from 5 exons. Gene Ontology annotation, biological process: rRNA methylation; transcription initiation at mitochondrial promoter. Gene Ontology annotation, cellular component: mitochondrial matrix.